CAUUGCAAAGCUUCUUCAUCGAUCGCCAUCGUCUUCUCCAGUCCUCAUGCAGGCUAUGGCGUCCUUACUCCCAAUUCUGUUGCUCACCGCCUUCCUAUCGUCUAAACCUGCACUCUGCUACAUCAAUCCAGGUGCAACGCCGCCACAGAAAAUUGGCACGAAAUCUUCAGGUGGCCGUGCAACCUACAUCGUGUUCGUCGAGCCGCCGCCGCCGCUUGGCCACGGCGAUGGCGAGGACGACCACUGCCGGUGGCAUGAAUCUUUCCUGCCACUGAGUGAGCUCGCCGGCUCCGACGACGAGCCACGCCUCGUCCACUCGUACACCGAGGCGGUCAGCGGCUUCGCCGCGAGGCUCACCGGCGGCGAGCUCGACGCGGUGUCCAAGAAGCCGGGGUUCGUGCGCGCGAUCCCGGACAGGACGCUGCAGCUGAUGACCACGCACACGCCGGAGUUCCUCGGGCUGAGGAAGGACGCCGGAUUGUGGAGGGACUCCGGGUACGGGAAGGGCGUCAUCGUCGGCGUCCUCGACACCGGCAUCGACUCCUCGCACCCUUCCUUCGACGACCGCGGCGUGCCGCCGCCGCCGGCGAGGUGGAAGGGCUCCUGCAGGGACACCGCCGCCCGGUGCAACAACAAGCUCAUCGGCGUCAAGUCGUUCAUUCCCGGCGACAAUGACACCAGCGACGGGGUGGGGCACGGGACACACACCGCGUCGACGGCCGCCGGGAACUUCGUCGACGGCGCCGCGGUGAACGGGCUCGGCGUGGGCACGGUCGCCGGAAUCGCGCCUGGCGCGCACAUCGCCAUGUACAGGGUGUGCACCGUGGAAGGGUGCACCGAGUCGGCCUUGCUGGGUGGAAUCGACGAGGCCAUCAAGGAUGGCGUCGACGUGCUCUCCAUCUCCCUCGGUAGCAGCUUUGCUGCGGACUAUGACAAGGACCCCCUCGCCAUCGGCGCGUUCAGCGCGGUGUCCAAGGGUAUCGUCGUGGUGUGCGCCGCCGGCAACAAUGGCCCGGCGUUCGCGACGCUUAGCAACGAAGCGCCGUGGAUGGUCACGGUCGCCGCCAGCUCAGUCGACCGGCGGUUCUCGGCCCCCACGCGGCUCGGCGACGGCAGGGUCAUCGACGGCGAGGCGCUUGAUCAGGCGAGCAACUCGAGCGGCAAGGCGUACCCUCUGUCCUACUCCAAGGAGCAGGCUGGUCUCUGCGAGAUCGCGGACACGGGCGACAUCAAGGGCAAGAUCGUGCUGUGCAAGCUGGAGGGGAGCCCUCCGACGGUCGUCGACAACAUAAAGCGCGGCGGCGCCGCCGGCGUGGUGCUGAUCAACACCGACCUCUUGGGCUACACCACCAUCCUCCGGGAUUACGGCUCCGACGUGGUGCAGGUGACCGUUGCCGACGGAGCCAGGAUGAUAGAGUACGCGGGGUCGAGAAAUCCGGUGGCGACCAUCACGUUCAAGAACAGGACAGUGCUAGGUGUUCGUCCAGCUCCCACCCUCGCGGCGUUCUCGUCGCGGGGACCGAGCUUCCUCAACGUCGGCAUCCUCAAGCCGGACAUCAUGGCACCAGGUCUCAACAUCCUCGCCGCGUGGCCCUCGUCGGUUGCUCGCACCGAUGCCGCCGCCGCGCCGCCGUCUUUCAACGUCAUAUCCGGCACGUCCAUGGCGACGCCGCAUGUGAGUGGCGUGGCGGCGCUUGUCAAGAGCGUCCACCCCGACUGGUCGCCGGCCGCCAUCAAGUCCGCCAUCUUGACGACAUCCGACGAGGUCGACAACACCGGCGGCCCGAUCUUGGACGAGCAGCACAACAAGACCAUGUUGUUCGGGCCCUUCAACACCGGCGCCGGCCACGUGAACCCGACGAGAGCCGCCGACCCGGGCCUCGUCUACGACAUCGGAGUCGCCGAAUACGCCGGCUUCCUCUGCACGCUCGUCGGCGAGUAUGUCCUGCCGAUCAUCGUGCGCAACUCCAGCCUGCAGAGCUGCAGGGAUCUCCCCCGGGUGGGGCAGUCGCACCUCAACUACCCGUCGAUCACGGUGGAGCUGGAGAAGACGCCGUUCACGGUGAACCGGACGGUGACCAACGUCGGGCCGGCGGAGUCGACGUACACGGCGAACGUGACGCUGGCCGCGGAGACGUCGCUGAAGCUGAGCGUGUCGCCGGAGACGCUGGUGUUCUCCAAGGCCGGGGAGAAGAAGACGUUCGCCGUGACGGUGAGCGGGAGGUUCACGAAGGCGGCGCAGGCGGUGGCGGUGCUGGAAGGGAGCCUGAGAUGGGUGUCGCCGGAGCACGUCGUCCGGAGUCCGGUGGUGCUCUACAUCCCCGUCGCUUCCGCACCGCCGUCGCCGCCGAUGCCGGCGGUUGGGACUCGGCGCGGAGACAACUGGGCCUGAAGUUCUUCAUGGGCUAUGUACAUGGGUCGUACGCUUUGCUGUGUGAAUACUAAUAACUGGGCCGAUUUUUUACUAUAAUCCUAAUGGGCUUUUGGGUUACUCUCGCACGCAGUUUCAGCCCAUCAGACUGUACUGGAAAGGAUUGAGAUACUCUACCUGCCACUUUGCCUUGUUAAUAACGGGUUGGUUUGGUUUGAGUCCUAUAUUGGCCUUACCAAUA
This is a messenger RNA of Oryza sativa Japonica Group (Japanese rice), 2612 nucleotides long. Its product is annotated as subtilisin-like protease. Gene Ontology annotation, biological process: proteolysis. The record is from RefSeq and is a predicted model, not a curated record. Gene Ontology annotation, molecular function: serine-type endopeptidase activity. NCBI's taxonomy places the organism in Eukaryota, Viridiplantae, Streptophyta, Magnoliopsida, Poales, Poaceae.